Engraulis encrasicolus (European anchovy) is the source of this 1433-nucleotide messenger RNA. RefSeq names its product fatty acid hydroxylase domain-containing protein 2-like. Gene Ontology annotation, molecular function: C-4 methylsterol oxidase activity; iron ion binding. The transcript has 10 exons. Bases 218 to 1231 code for a protein of 337 amino acids. Gene Ontology annotation, biological process: sterol biosynthetic process. Gene Ontology annotation, cellular component: endoplasmic reticulum membrane. The record is from RefSeq and is a predicted model, not a curated record. NCBI's taxonomy places the organism in Eukaryota, Metazoa, Chordata, Actinopteri, Clupeiformes, Engraulidae.
GUCCAGAGUCGAUUGUAGCCUACGAUGACCUGUAGUAGGAAAACCCAUAAAAAGAGAGAAAACCAUAAGGACAAACAACCAUGUGACCACAGACACCACCAAUCAGGACUCGAUUACGGCACUGAACAUCUCCACCCAAACUUCGGAGGAAAGUGGGUUUCAUAACAACCGUGCGUAAACUGGAAAUAACUCGGCAUCCAUACGGCACGCGUCCUGCAUGAUUUCGACUGAAGACAUGACGAAACAAAUCCCACCACAGACGGCGCAGCCAUGUUUAAACCAGGGGGCUCUUUGGGACUCGGUGAAGCAGGCAGCCUUCUUCAUCGGCUCAGGACUCUUCUUCCUCGUGGCAUGCCGCAACUCUGUCAUGUGGCACCUGCAGAGCUUCUGGGGUGCAUCAGGGGACUUCUGGCAGACCACCUGGAGUAAACUGCUGCUGCACUUUGAAGGACGUGAGACACUCUUCUUCCUGGGCACAAUGCUGAUCCCGAAGGCUACCUUUUGGCUGCUGAAUGGUCUGCUCAUGGUGGUUGACUCCACUGGCAAACCAAGCUUCAUCACGCGCUACCGCAUCCAACAGGACAAGAACAGCCCGGUGGACCCUGAGCGUCUGCGCCGUGCGGUGAAAGUGGCGUUGUGUAACCAGCUGUUCCUGUCGGGGCCGAUGGUGCUGGCUGCCCACCAGCUGGUGAAGGCCACAGGGGAGCCCCUGCACCCACAGCUGCCCACCUUCCCCCGGGUACUAGUGGAGCUCAGCUUCUGUCUACUGGUGCAGGAGGUGCUGUUCUACUACUCACACAGGAUGUUCCACCACCCUGCUCUUUAUAAGCACAUUCAUAAGAUGCAUCACGAGUGGACGGCUCCUAUGGGGGUGGUCUCCGUUUACGCACAUCCCAUCGAACAUGUGGUGUCCAACUUGCUGCCAGUUGUGAUGGGUCCAGUCCUGCUGCGCUCCCACUUGAGCACCACUGUGCUGUGGUACACUCUCGUGCUCAUCAUCACCACCAUCGACCACUCUGGAUACCACCUGCCCUUUCUCAAAUCGCCCGAGUUCCACGACUUCCACCACCACAAGUUCAACCAGUGCUAUGGUGCCCUGGGUGUGUUGGACCGUCUCCAUGGCACCGACGACAAGUUCCGCCAGAGCAAAGCCUACGAGAGACACACCAUUCUACUCGGCCUCACACCCCUCACAGAGUCCAUACCAGAGCCUGCCAAGAAGUCACAGUGAACACACACACACACACACACACACACACACACACACACACACACACACAUACACGCGCACACACACACACACACACACACACACACACACACACACACACACACACACACACACACACACACACACAUACACACACACACACACACACACACACACAGUGUACCUUCUGCAGUAUUAUACCAGCUUAAAAGCAAAUCAUUUU